AUGGGGUCGUUGAAGACCGAAGAUGAAUUGGAGAUGGAGUCGACGGAUCCAAUCUUGUACGUGAAUGGGGUUCGUCGUGUACUGCCUGAUGGAUUAGCUCCUAUGACUCUACUUGAAUAUCUCAGAGACAUAGGUUUGACAGGGACAAAGCUAGGCUGUGGUGAAGGUGGUUGUGGGGCGUGCACUGUGAUGGUCUCUUACUUUGAUCGAAAUUCGAAGAAAUGUUUGCACCAUGCAGUUAAUGCUUGCUUGGCUCCUCUAUACUCAGUAGAGGGGAUGCAUAUCAUUACAGUGGAGGGAGUAGGGAAUCGCAGACAUGGUUUGCAUCCAAUUCAGGUAUGUGCUUUUGUUGGCAGCACCCUCUUUGCUAUUGAUAGUGUUCUUUAA
Molecule: messenger RNA, 387 nt
Organism: Ilex paraguariensis (yerba mate)
Lineage: Eukaryota; Viridiplantae; Streptophyta; Magnoliopsida; Aquifoliales; Aquifoliaceae
Source: the annotation of a GenBank genome assembly